Messenger RNA from Moneuplotes crassus, 1317 nucleotides. Lineage: Eukaryota; Ciliophora; Spirotrichea; Euplotida; Euplotidae. The record is from the annotation of a GenBank genome assembly.
AUGAACUUCAAAGGAUUUGUAGGCAUGCUGACAGUGUCGAUUCUAUCCAAUAUCUGAUACAUGGUUGUAUUUCCAUUCUUGCCGCUUGAGUUUGGCAGAUAUGGCAUCAAACCAUCCACUUUCGGAUUCAUAUUUGCAAUGUUUUCUGCUGCCUCAAUGAUUGGUUCUUUGUUGGUCGGCAAAAUAAUGAUCGUGUUUGGUAGAAAGAUUAUAUUAUUGCUUGGAAUAUUCAUCAUGGGACUUUGAAUGGCACUUUUCUCAACAAUAAGUUAUCUUGACGAUCCAUCAUUAGUUGUAUUCUUUUGCCUUGUGUCGAGAUUCGUACAAGGGUUUACUUCAAGUAUGAUCCAGACGACUUGAUACUCAAUUAUCUCUGUGAUUUACAAAGAAAAGAAGCAGCAGUACAUGGGAUACUACGAAGGGUCGCAGGGAUUUGGAUGGGCGAUAGGUCCAGCUAUCGGAGCUAUUCUUUACUCACUCUUCGGAUUUCAUUGGACGUUUUAUAUUCUUGGGGGUUCUAUGAUUUUGACGUGUCCUUUAAUGUACAUUCAAAUUCCAAACGCUAUCAAUGAAAAUGACAACUUAGAGCAAAGUAUCCUAGACGAAGAAGUUGAAGAAGUUGGCAAGUCUUCCCCAGUGAUCAAAGCAACAUAUUCAGAGUUAUUUAAAAGGAAAGUAUUUACAUUGUCUGCUGUUUGAGCAUGAUUAUCGUAUUAUUCGUAUAGCUAUUUUGAGCCAGUGCUUCCUACAAGACUACAGGAAUUUGACAUUUCUACUUCUGAGAUUCUCCUCUUUUUCUGUAUUGAUCCCUCUGGUUAUCUAGCUCUGAGCUGGACUCUCUCAUUCUUUACAGAUAAAUACGAUUCAAAGAUUAUUAUUGUGGUGACAAUUUUCAUUUGAGGAUUAGCACAAUUUUUGAUUGGCCCAAGUACAUUUUUACCAGAUAGCUUGAUACUGAUGGGAAUAGGCCAAUUGAUGAAUGGAGUCUCUAAUUUCUUCUUUUGUGUGCUUUCAUUACCUGUAAUGAUCCAUGAUGCUGAAGAGCGAUAUCCAGAACAAAAAAUUUAUGCUGCAGAUCUUUCCUCAGGUGUAUUUAACUUUGCACUAGCACUGGGACAAACUGUGAGUCCUAUUUAUGGUAGUUAUAUGACUGAGAUAAUAGGUUUCCGAAACGUGGCUACCUCUAUUGGAAUAUUCUUCAUUGCUUACUCACUAAUCUACUACUUGUCCUGAGUUGUAUUCACCACUAAAAGUAAUGAAGAAAUUGAGUUGCAAGAGUCUAAGCUAGACACUUCACAAGAAAACAUUAAGACAUAA